This is a messenger RNA of Protopterus annectens (West African lungfish), 3427 nucleotides long. Its product is annotated as cytochrome P450 2D26-like. Gene Ontology annotation, biological process: xenobiotic metabolic process. Gene Ontology annotation, cellular component: cytoplasm; intracellular membrane-bounded organelle. Bases 115 to 1572 code for a protein of 485 amino acids. Lineage: Eukaryota; Metazoa; Chordata; Ceratodontiformes; Protopteridae. The transcript is spliced from 9 exons. The record is from RefSeq and is a predicted model, not a curated record. Gene Ontology annotation, molecular function: oxidoreductase activity, acting on paired donors, with incorporation or reduction of molecular oxygen, reduced flavin or flavoprotein as one donor, and incorporation of one atom of oxygen; heme binding; iron ion binding.
AUAACAAAAGAAGGGAGUUGUAACAUGUAAGUGGUCUGUGAUACAGCUGCUGUACAGAAAAGCUUCUAGAUAAGUCGUGGAGGCCAAAACUUGGUCUUUUCCCCUUCCUUCAGAAUGACUCCUUUUUGGACUGCUGUAAUUUUUGUUCUUCUGGCACUAUUCUUAUGGAGAUGGUCACGACCUAAAAACUUUCCUCCAGGACCUUGGCCUGUGCCUGGGCUUGGAAAUUUCUUACAAGUGGACUUCAGUAACCCUCUUCCAGAAUUUAAAAAGCUGGCGAAGAAGUAUGGGAAUGUGUUCAGCAUCUACAUGGGCAACAAUCUCGUAGUCGUGCUGCAUGGAUAUCAUGCACUAAGGGAAGCUCUAGUGAACUAUGGGCCUUUGUUUGCUGACAGACCAGUUGAUCCAAUGCUUGACAGGCUGCUAGAGAACAGAGGUAUUGUUGGAGCCCGUUAUGGCCAAAGCUGGAAAGAACAGAGGAGAUUUUGCUUGAUGCUGUUGAAAAACUUUGGUCUAGGAAAAACGUCCAUGGAAACACGGAUCUUUGAAGAGGCAAAACACAUGGUGAAAUAUUUUAAAGAGAAUGAAGGCCAUGCAUUUGAUCCAAGACCCAUUAUUUCCAACACAAUAGGCAAUAUCAUGAGCUGUAUCUUGUUUGGAAGACGUUUUGCAUAUGAAGAAGAGACAUUACACAGAAUCCUCAAGCAGAUUAGUGAGAUAUCACUGACUCUUUGUACUUUCUGGGGAGAGCUCUACAAUGCAAUACCGUUAAUCCGGGGCCUUCCACUGCCUUUCCAAAAAGCUAUUAAAAACAUGGAUAUUAUUAAAGGAUUCCUGCAUGACAUAAUAGAGGAGCACAAAAGGACAUUCACACCAGGAGACCCAAGAGACUUCAUAGACAAAUAUUUAGAAGAAAUUGCAAUGAGACAAAAUGAUGGGUCUUCAUUUAAUGAUGAAAACUUGCAUACCUUAAUGUUUGAUCUUUUGGAAUCAGGAUCUAAUACACAGGCUUCUGCAACAUUAUGGUCACUGCUUCUUCUGAUGACUUACCCUGAUAUUCAAGAGAAGUGCUACGGUGAGAUACAUUCAGUUUUUGAUGGCAAAGAAGAAAUAAGUUACAUGGACAGAGCCGACAUGCCAUAUACAACGGCUUUCAUUCACGAAGUGCAACGAUUUGCAGCUAUAGUUCCAUUUGGAGUUUCCCACUGUUUCACUAAAGAAGUUUCUUUUCUUGGAUAUACCAUCUCACCAAAUACUCGUGUAGUGAUUGAUCUCUCCUCAGCACUCUGGGAUGAAUCCCAGUGGAAAUUCCCUAAUGAGUUCAAUCCAGCCAAUUUCCUCAAUGGUGAUGGAGAGUUUGUUAAGCCAGAUGCAUUUUUACCCUUUUCAGCAGGUCCGAGAAUGUGCCUUGCAGAAAAUCUUUCUCAUAUGGAAACCUUCAUUAUAAUUUCAACAUUACUGAAGCAUUUUGAAUUCUUUUGGCCUGAAAAGUCCACAGUUCCAGACCUUACACGCGCAUUUGCCAUAGUCCAUUUUCCUAUUCCAUAUAAAGUGGGUUAUAAAAGCAGAUGAAAUUGCUUAACGUAACUAGGAAUAAAUCUUGAACAAAACAGAAUCUUCAUACUGAAUUAAUGUUUGCUUUGCUUUUAAUGUUAAAUUUAUUUUAAUUAUCUUAAUUAACAUUAUCUGUUAAAUAUUAUGUGCUGUAUAAACCUUAAAGUUAAUCCAUUUUGUGGAAUAUUAUACUUAAGUAACCAGUUGUGGGAAUGGCUGAUACGUUUCUUGUAAUUUGUGAAUAAAUUCUGAGACUGCAGCCUGCAACAGGUAAUCACUACAUAGCUAAUAAUGAGGCUUUUAAAAGUAUUUUGUUUAAUAGGUUUGUGUUACUUCCUUACUCGCCCAUACAAAAUUAUUGAUACAUACUUAUUAGCACAUUUCCUUGCUUGCUGCCUCAGCUGUCACUACCAGUCACAAAACAGCUAACCUGCUUCUUUCUCCCUGUUCUUGGAAUUACAUUUAGUUUGAUGUAUGCAUAAUUUAAUUAUUUUGUUUUAUGCAUUUGUUAACUGGGUAAGCCUGCUAGGAACAAUUGUCCCUUUUCAGUAUUUACCCAGGAGUACUAUCUGAUUAAGGGACUUGCUCGGAGUUAUAUAGUAGAUUAAUGGAGAUGGAAGGAAUCAAACACUGUGCCUUGGGCUACAGGAAAGCUUUAAUCCUUUUUUGCUUACUGCUAGGAAUUAUUCUAAAGUUAUAUGAGAUCUUAUGACUCCUACACUAUACAAUAAUUAACCAGUCCUGAAGGUUUUUCACUAUAUGGUCACUUAGGUAACAUUUAUUUUAGCUACAUACAGCUGUCUUCAUGUUAUGAAGUACGGACAAUUAUCAUUCACAGACCACAGCUAGGCAUGUGGUGUAAUACUUCCAUCUCAAAAAAGUGAGAGCACAACAGUGGGUGGCCUUUGUUUCCCCUGAUAAUCUGAGUCUGACACUUUCAAUAUUAAACUGCAGAUCUGGCUUCACAUUACAAGAUACUAUGUUUAUGUGAAAAUUCUGAGUUUGUUUUAUAUAAAAUCCUGCCCUAGUGCCUCUCUAAUUUUUACCUUUCAUUGAAUCAGAGCUACAAUGCAAAUGCAUGUUAUUUUUAAUGUUAGUGGUCCUUGAGUAAAUUAAUUAAUGUGAUCAGAAUAAAUCUUUGGUUUAAAAUGGCCAAGUAUGAUCCAGUGAAUGGUGUGAGACUUCUGUCAUUUCAUGACAUCUGUAGGUUAAUCAUCACAUGGUCAAUAAAAUAAGAUGGGUCACAGAAGGUCUUUUCCUAUAUACUGACUCAUGACAGAACUUAUCAGAGAAGCAAGUGUCAAAAACAUACCGGAUUCUUUCCUAGGAAGGGCAACACCACCAUCAGUUAUGUCUGAAGUAUAUGAGCCAAGUUUUCUCAUCAUGCAGAGCCUCAAAUAUUUAAGGAAAUGCUAAAGAUGUUUGGUUUAGCUGCUAGAAAGGAAACUUUCAUUUGUGAAUCACCACACACAAAACAAAUUUCAUCUUGAAGAAGAAGAUGUUUGAACCACAUUCAAAAUUGUUCUGACCGUGUAAGGAAAACAUUAGCCAGGAUUUUAAAAAAAUUGUAUUUUUUAACUGUGUUAAGUUACAUAAGCCUUGGCUACUCAGGUUGUGAUCACUAGAAGGGUUGGCUCACAGGCUGUGCAAGAUGCCUACAGUUUAACUGAAUGAAUUAAAUUUGACUGUGUACUGUAUUUUGCAUGUUGUUUUGUGAGCAUUGUUUUGCUUUUUGCUAUACAAUGCUUAUUAUAAUUCUAUUUUAAUUGUUAUGACAUGAUUGUAACUGACAGGAGUCCCAGUGGUCUUAUUUAGCUGCAUGUAAAACAAAUAAUUAAUGUAUAGUCAUUCACAUGUAAUAAAAGUUACUUGU